AUGGCUUCCGGUGAUAGUUAUGCUAAUGUGCAAUUUCUUCAAGAUGGAUAUGUUUUGAGAACUACUGGUGUCAUCUUAGGAAUAGUCCAAAAAACCGGCUUGUCCUUCAGAAGAGAAUUGAACUCUAGAGAUAACAAUGGUAGGGGUCUGAAAGUUCUACAAGAAUGGUGGAGUAUCGUUGUCUCUAAGAGAAGACCCUCCCUACGAGAGCAUGGAGCAUUCUGUAGAACAAUCUCUUGUGGCAAUUGGACCUUCAACGAUCACACAGAAUACGCUAUUCGAAUGAAGGCCCUUGCAACAAUACUAUCGGAACAACUACCCAAGCUUAGUUUUCCAUUAUCCUCUAUCUCAACGAUUGAGGGAACUCUCGAUGAGAAGGAACACUUAGCACUUCUUAUCUCCGCUUGUUGGACAAUGAACAGACGCUGCUUCGUCGUUUCCGACACAGGAAUCAUUGGACUUGGACCAUGGAACUGCUCCAAAAAUGAUUUGAUCUGCAUUCUUCCAGGUGUAGAUUUCCUGUCAUAUUGA
This is a messenger RNA of Botrytis sinoallii, 531 nucleotides long. RefSeq lists its product as uncharacterized. The record is from RefSeq and is a predicted model, not a curated record. The coding region runs from base 1 to 531 and encodes 176 amino acids. Lineage: Eukaryota; Fungi; Ascomycota; Leotiomycetes; Helotiales; Sclerotiniaceae. The transcript has a single exon.